GUGAAAUUAGUCAGAAAUACUUUAAAUAUUUAUAGGUAGCCUAAUUUUAAGAUAUUUAUUUAUAGGUUCUCUAGAACAAACGAGAAAACUCUCUACCGGGAAAAAAUAUAAAAGCAUGUGAGUCUAAGUUACGAUCAAGCAAAGUAUUGAAUUAAAGUGAUAUAAAAGUUCAAUUAAAAUGGAAAGUGAAAUUCAAGCUGAAGCCUUUAAAGAAGAAGGAAAUACUGCCUUUAAAAACGGUAAUUGGGACGAAGCAGUAAACCUUUACUCAAAGGCUAUCAGCCUAUCAAAAGAAGAUACUCGAAUUAUAUCUGUUUAUUAUAAAAAUCGGGCUGCUGCAUAUCUGAAACAAGAAAACUAUGAAGCAGCACUACAAGACUGCAAUGCGUGUUUACAAAUUGUUCCAACCGAUCCUAAAGCGCUCUUUAGAAGAUGUCAAGCUCUGGAAGCCCAAAAAAGGUAUGAAGAAGCAUAUAAGGAUGCCACACAAAUAUUCAAAGAUGAUCCCACAAAUAAACCCAUUCAGCCCAUUUUGGAGAGGUUGUAUAAAAUAGUGCAAGAGAGAGCAAAACAGAAUGAAAAAACUAGUACUAAAUUGGAAAGUAUGACAAAAAUUGCCUUUGAUUUGAAAGAAACUACAGAAAAACGGGAGACUGCAAUGAAUAAUCUUUUAGUAUUAGCAAGGCAGCAUGCUGGAGCUGAAUUGAUGGUUAAGUCUCCAAUUCUUCAGGAGAUUAAAAAACUGUUAAAAGUUGAAAAGAACAAAGUUAUUUUUACUUCAGCUGUUAGAAUAAUAGGAGAACUAUGUAAGCACAGUGAGACUCGCACUAAGAAAGUUAUAGAAACUAUGGGAGUUCCUUGGUUUCUUGAGAUACUUGAUUCUGAAGAUGUAAAACAAGUGUCCGCUGCAGAGCACUGUAUGCAGUCUAUUAUAAAUGCAUUCUCUGGCAUGGAAAAUCGACCAGAUACUAAACCUAAACAGGAGUUAAUAGAAAGUAACAAGAAACAAAUAGAUACAUUACUCACUUGCUUAGUCUAUUCUAUUAAUAACAGAGUGAUUUCAGGACUAGCUAGGGAUGCAUUGAUAGAACUCAUAAUGAGGAAUAUUCACUAUGAUCAGCUCUGUUGGGCCAAAGAGCUAGUAGAUAUAGGAGGUGUAGAAAGGUUAAUGGAAUGUGCUAGUGAAUUGGAAGAGUACAAGUAUGAGAGUGCUAUGAACAUCACACCUUCUACAAGAACAAUAGCUGCAGUUUGUUUAGCUAGGGUCUAUGAAAAUAUGUAUUAUGAUACACUAAGGGAAAAAUUUAUGGGAAAAAUCGAGAAUUUCAUUAAAGAAAAAUUGUUAACACCUGAUGUUGAGUCCAAAGUGAGAGUGACUGUGGCAUUAACAUCUCUAUUAAGGGGCCCUCUAGAAGUGGGGAAUGCUCUUAUAGGCAAAGAAGGCAUCAUGGAAAUGAUCCUGGUAAUGGCUAACACAGAAGAUGAACUCCAACAAAAAGUUGCCUGUGAGUGUAUUAUUGCAGCAGCUAGUAAAGCAGAUAAAGCCAAAACCAUUAUCAAUCAAGGCAUCAAUAUUUUGAAACACCUUUAUAAAUCAAAGAAUGACCACAUCAGAAUUAGAGCUUUGGUGGGACUGUGCAAGUUGGGGAGUUCUGGCGGUACUGACGCUUCCCUAAAGCCUUUUGCAGAAGGGUCUUCUUUAAAAUUAGCAGAAGCUUGUAGACGGUUCUUGCUUCAUCCAGGUAAAGACACAGAUAUCCGAAAGUGGGCAGCCGAAGGUCUCUCUUAUUUAACAUUAGACGCUGAAGUAAAAGAAAAGCUAAUAGAGGACUCCGCGGCACUUCAAGCUCUAGUAGAAUUAGCGAAAACUGAAGAUCAGUCGGUUCUUUUCGGCGUAAUAACAACUUUGGUGAACCUUUGUAACGCCUACGAAAAACAAGAAGUUAUCCCAGAAAUGUUGGAGUUGGCAAAAUUCGCAAAGCAGCAUAUUCCCGAAGAGCACGAACUAGAUGAUCCCGAUUUUGUGACAAAACGAAUUUUGGUAUUGGGAAGAAGUAAUGUGACAACUGCUUUGGUUGCUUUAUCGAAGACAGAGAGUAACAAUUCCAAAGAAUUGAUAGCAAGGGUGUUUAAUGCAUUGUGCAGCGAACAUGAGUUAAGAGGUGUCGUUGUUGCUCAAGGUGGUAGUAAGGCAUUGUUACCUUUGGCUUUAAAUGGUACAGAUAAAGGAAAGAGGCAAGCAGCUCAAGCCUUAGCAAGGAUCGGUAUUACCAUGAAUCCAGAAAUAGCUUUUCCGGGCCAGAGAUCCUUAGAAGUAAUCCGACCUCUCCUAAAUUCGCUACACCAAGACUGUUCAGGUUUAGAAAAUUUCGAAGCACUUAUGGCCUUAUGCAACAUCGCUCAAUUAAGCGAAACGGCUAGGAUGAGGAUUAUAAAGGAAGGGGGAUUCUCCAAGAUCGAGCACUAUAUGUUUGAGGAUCAUGAAUACAUAUGUAGAGCUGCCGUGCAGUGUAUGUGCAAUAUGACUCAGUCCGAAGAGGUAGUUAAGAUGUUCGAGGGAGAAAAUGAUAGGAUGAAGUUAACUGUAUCUCUUUGCCUCGAUGAAGACAAAGACACGUCUAUGGCAGCUGCAGGUAUGCUUGCUAUCCUCACAGGAGUCAGCAAAAAGUGCUGCGAGAAAAUCUUCGACUCAAAAAAUUGGUUGGAGACAUUACACUGUCUUUUAGCAAACCCAGUACUUAGUAUGCAGUACAGAGGAGUCUGCGUAGCUUACAACAUACUUUCAGCAUCCAAAACAGUUGCCGAGAAGUUGGUUGAGACAGAUGUUUUAGAAAUUUUAAUGGCUUUAUCGAAGUUGCCACCGUAUGAUGGAAGAGAGAAGAUUGUGGAGAUUGCAGCACAAGCGUUACAGGAAGCCGAGAAAUGGGGAGUUAUCAAGAAACCUGGAGAGGAGGAUGAUGAUGAGGAAUAGAUGGUUGACAGGGAAAUACGUGCCAAAUUAAAGGAAGCUGUGCUAUAUCUGCAUGAGGUGUGUGGAAUCCGAAUUGUUUGACCUACAUUUUAUACUAGGUUACUCUGAGUCUGAACCUUCCAUAUAAUAUUUAUACCUUACGCCAAUCAUAGUAAAUUAUUAUUAUGAAAAAAAUUAUCAUAAAUUUAGUUUGAGACAGACUUAGUUUUUAAGUGUUAAUUUAUUUUAUACGUGGUCCUUAUUCCGAUGGAAUAGUCACUUACAUGCCAUUUUUACAUGCCUUCAAAUAUGUGUUUUUGGAUUAUUUUUCAUCAGUCUGAAGUGUCGAGUUUCAUUUGGCAGCAUGUUUCUUUAAGCUUUUAUUACUCUUUUUGUUUCAUUUUUUUUAUUUUUAAUCAUUUCAUUACUAAAACAUGCAACAUCAUCAUUAUUAUUUUUCCAUGUAAUUUACCAUUUAUUAUUUCCAUUUACCGUUUAUUAUAUUUAUUUCCAUUUUAUAAACUUUUUCUUUGCCACAGUUUUUUCUGUUUUCCCAUGCGUGGUACUCGAUUGUCAUUAAAAUGUUGUUAAAAUGAACCAAUACAAUUAUAACAUACUUAAUAUAAUUUUUUCGACCGUAUGUAUUAUCAUAAUAUCUGAAUCAGUUAUUCCUUCGUGUCUUAUACCUGGAAUUCUCAGGUAGAGUUUUCUAACCGGUAACACCUGUGGAGGCCGACCGAGAAAAAGAUGGAAGGAUGAUGUUGAAGCCGAUUUAUCUAGAAUUGCGGUACAACAAUGGGAAAUAGAAGCGCAAGAUCGUAGAGGAUGGAGGGCGAUAUUGGAUGCGGAGAAGACUCACCCCGAGUUGUAAAGCCAGUGAAGAAGAACACCUCUGUAAUUUUUUUCGUGUUGCCUAGUUUAAUUGCUUUGACCUCGUCUACUAGGUUAGGUUCUCUCUCCAUAAAUUAUGUUCACUUCGUUGAUAUUUCUUAUAUGCCACACAUCCUGCUCAUUGUCUGCUCCUAAUUGCUGAUGUGGGCACUCGUAUUUUGUUGUUCAACAUAUCGGAGACUAGUACUUGAAACUUACCAACAAUUUAACUGAAUUUCCAUUAUCGUUUUUUUGUUUUCUCUUUUAUGGCUUGAAUCAGUGGUCAUAUAUCCGGUCAUGUAAUUUCUUACGGAUAAUUUUUAGCGUGUCCGUUAUGUUACUAAGCAAUGGGAGAAUAUAAAUGAAAAAAAUAUAAGAUUGUCGCAAACAAAACAUAUUAUCAAAUCUAUUUGUAGUCCGGCAGUAGGGUACCUUCCUGAAAGGUCUUUACAGGGUACCCACCCAUGGAAGGGUAGAUAGUUGGAAACUAUUCUAUCUUAUGUAAUUUUUUUCGCUGAAUACGAAUAGGUAAGUCCCCCAUCCCAGAAAGUGGUUUUAUAAACAAAAAUUUUUUUAAACAGUUUUUUAUAAAUAAAUGUUUAAAUCUCAAUAUUUUAAUUUACAACUAGUGUCAUCGUAAAGUAUAG
Molecule: messenger RNA, 4467 nt
Organism: Diabrotica balteata
Lineage: Eukaryota; Metazoa; Arthropoda; Insecta; Coleoptera; Chrysomelidae
Source: the annotation of a GenBank genome assembly